Diorhabda carinulata is the source of this 12069-nucleotide messenger RNA. It is a transcript of the gene FBXO11, whose product is annotated as F-box only protein 11. NCBI's taxonomy places the organism in Eukaryota, Metazoa, Arthropoda, Insecta, Coleoptera, Chrysomelidae. The record is from RefSeq and is a predicted model, not a curated record. Bases 606 to 3410 code for a protein of 934 amino acids. The transcript is spliced from 4 exons. Gene Ontology annotation, biological process: ubiquitin-dependent protein catabolic process; regulation of apoptotic process; protein ubiquitination. Gene Ontology annotation, molecular function: zinc ion binding; protein binding.
GUCAAGGUUGUCUUAUCCUGUCAUCUGUCUUUACUUUUUAGUAGUUGUGUUUUUGUUUUAGUUGAUUUAGGGCUACGGCAUUUACCUCUCCGCAAAUGGAAAUUAGGUAAAUACGGAUGAUGCCCUUAGAAAAUGUGCAAACACAAAAGUCCUACAAGUAUUUGCAGGAAGUUGAAACAGUUGCACAGGACAUUUUAACACUCAAAGAGGAAAAAGUUGAAAUUGCAAAUACUCAAAAUAAAUUCAGAGAAGCUUUAACUGCUCUGAAGCACAUUGACGAUAGAAAUACUUGGGUGCUAACAGGAUCUACAUACAUACAACUACAGACAGAUGAAGCGAAGUCUCUCUUACAAGAUGAGAUUAACAAAGCAGAGAACGAUUUAAAUAUAUUGCAUAACAAAAUUAAAACAAAGUCACAAGAACUCAGAGACUUGGAGCAUCAGCCGAGAAUUGAAGGAUUGACAUUGAAACCUAUUUCUAACUUUGAAGCCAAAGCACUCAAUAAAGCAUUUGGAUCUAGUUAAUGAUUUUAGGUAUCGUUUAAAAUAACUUGAAUAUUACAUAACUACUUGUAGUAGUCAAAUAAUUUGUUGAGUUUGACAAAAAUGCCCAGUGCCUCUUUUAUGGCGUCCAGAUCGUAUGUGAGAAGAUCCAGACGAAAAGGAGCCAAUAGGAUACCUACACCGUCGAGAACCACAUCUGCUGAACCAUGUGAACCCUCUUGCCCUAUUCAGCCAAACCAAAACAUUCCAGCUACAUUUCAAGCAUUUCCUCAUCUAUCUAGUGUUAGUAGCACUAGUACAGGAGGAGGUGGUGCAGUACCUGCCCAUAAUUCCCCAUAUGAUUUGCGAAGGAAAUCACCUUCCCAUCACGAUGGCUCCGGACCAAGCACUAGUGCAGCAACAGCGGGCUCCCCCACUUCCCCCGCCACUCCAACUAUACCCGCCCAAGGAUAUUCUUCAGCCAUGCUGCCGGCAAGGAAGAGACCCAGAAGAACAUGUUCAGCAACUUAUGAGACAUGUACCAAUACAGCAGCUCACUAUCUGCAGUACGAGUUACCCGAUGAGGUUUUGCUCACCAUAUUCAAUUAUUUAUUAGAACAAGAUUUAUGCCGUGUAAGUCAAGUUUGUAAGAGAUUUCAGGUGAUUGCAAAUGAUACAGAACUUUGGAAACGUCUAUAUCAAAGUGUUUACGAAUACGAUUUGCCACUGUUCAAUCCUGCUCCUUGUCGCUUUGAAUUUGUGAGUCCAGAAGAAUCUGAUCUGGCUAAUCCUUGGAAGGAAUCUUUCAGACAAUUGUACAGAGGUAUACACGUACGUCAAGGUUAUCAGGAUAUUACGUUUAAAGGUCGUAAUCUGGUGUAUUUUAAUACAGUGCAAGGUGCUUUAGAUUAUGCCGAUGAACGUAGCGGUUCCAACAGCAGUACCGGAUCGUUAUCAGGUUCAUGUAGUAAUCACUCUAAUGAAGGAUCGGUUCAGGGAGCAUUAAUAUUUCUUCACGCUGGUACAUACCGUGGAGAAUUUCUCGUUAUCGAUUCCGAUAUAGCUUUAAUAGGAGCCGCUUCAGGUAACGUUGCGGAAUCGGUAAUUCUCGAAAGGGAAUCCGAAUCGACGGUUAUGUUUGUAGAAGGAGCUAAAAAUGCUUACGCCGGUCAUCUUACCUUGAAAUUUUCGCCCGACGUUACUUCCACCGUACCACAUCAUAAGCACUAUUGUCUCGAAGUUGGUGAAAAUUGUAGUCCUACUAUCGAUCAUUGUAUUAUUCGUAGUACCUCUGUUGUGGGCGCGGCUGUUUGCGUUAGUGGAGUAGGUGCUAAUCCAGUCAUAAGACAUUGCGAUAUAAGCGAUUGCGAAAAUGUUGGAUUGUAUGUUACGGAUUACGCACAAGGCACUUACGAAGAUAACGAAAUCAGCCGUAACGCUCUAGCCGGUAUUUGGGUGAAAAAUUACGCCAAUCCCAUAAUGCGUCGAAAUCACAUACAUCACGGUCGAGAUGUGGGUAUAUUCACAUUCGACAACGGACUAGGAUAUUUCGAAGCGAACGACAUUCAUAAUAAUAGAAUAGCCGGUUUCGAAGUAAAAGCGGGUGCCAAUCCGACGGUAGUACAUUGUGAAAUCCAUCACGGACAAACUGGCGGUAUAUAUGUUCACGAAAAUGGUCUAGGUCAAUUUAUCGACAAUAAGAUCCAUUCGAAUAAUUUCGCUGGAGUUUGGAUAACCUCGAAUAGCAAUCCAACGAUUCGCAGAAACGAAAUUUAUAACGGUCAUCAAGGUGGGGUGUAUAUUUUUGGUGAAGGUAGAGGGUUAAUAGAACAUAACAAUAUUUACGGAAACGCUUUGGCCGGUAUACAAAUUCGAACCAACAGCGAUCCGAUCGUUAGACAUAACAAAAUCCAUCACGGACAACACGGCGGUAUUUACGUACAUGAAAAAGGUCAAGGAUUAAUAGAAGAAAACGAAGUGUACGCCAAUACAUUAGCCGGCGUUUGGAUUACUACAGGAAGUACGCCGGUUUUGAGGAGAAAUAGAAUUCAUUCCGGCAAACAAGUCGGCGUUUAUUUUUACGAUAACGGACAUGGAAAAUUAGAAGAUAACGAUAUAUUCAACCAUCUUUAUUCUGGCGUGCAGAUUAGAACCGGAAGUAAUCCAGUGAUAAGAGGUAACAAGAUAUGGGGUGGACAAAAUGGAGGGGUACUAGUAUAUAACGGUGGAUUGGGCUUGUUAGAACAAAACGAAAUAUUCGACAAUGCCAUGGCGGGUGUUUGGAUUAAGACUGAUUCAAAUCCGACGUUAAAAAGAAAUAAAAUAUUUGAUGGACGCGACGGCGGUAUUUGUAUUUUUAAUGGUGGUAAAGGUGUGUUGGAAGAAAACGAUAUAUUCAGGAACGCUCAAGCUGGUGUACUAAUUUCAACUCAGAGCCAUCCCGUAUUGAAACGGAAUCGUAUUUUCGAUGGGCUCGCAGCCGGCGUUGAGAUAACGAAUAAUGCAACGGCGACAUUGGAAUUCAAUCAAAUUUUCAAUAAUAGAUUCGGGGGAUUGUGUUUGGCGAGUGGCGUGCAACCAAUCGUACGAGGCAACAAAAUUUUCAACAAUCAAGACGCCGUCGAAAAAGCUGUCGCAAACGGACAAUGUUUGUAUAAGAUAUCUAGUUAUACGUCGUUUCCGAUGCACGACUUUUAUAGAUGUCAAACUUGCAACACCACUGACAGAAAUGCCAUAUGUGUAAAUUGCAUUAAAACUUGCCACGCCGGUCACGAUGUCGAAUUUAUCAGACACGAUAGAUUUUUUUGUGAUUGCGGUGCUGGGACUCUCACUAACCAAUGUCAAUUGCAAGGGGAACCUACUCAAGAUACUGACACGUUGUACGAUUCGGCAGCUCCGAUGGAAUCCCAUACACUUAUGGUUAAUUAGAACGUGCUUCUUGUUAAUUGCAAACGUACGCUACGGAAAAUUGAAUAGUGUGUUAUAAAAAAGUACUGAUAACUAGUGUGUUUAUAUUUGGUGGUUUCGUUAAAUUUAUGUUGAAUUAUAUUGAUUUAACUAUUUAACUAUUCAUAAUAGAAAACCAAAAUGGUGAUUGUGUCGAUAUAAUCGCUGAUCAGAACGUUUGUUGAUUGCCUAAACUAACGAUAUUUUUCCGCUGGUAUAUAGUAUAAUUAAAAAUAAUUGUUUACAAAUGGGAAGAGAUCAUCUUAUUAUGUUUUGCUACCUUUUUAGAGUCGUUCCUGGCUUUUUACUCCAUGUUUUGAAUGUCUCCUGAAAAAACUCUUGUAUGUAUUAAUAUUUUAUUAAAAAUAUAAUAAUAUGUAUACAGAGAGUUUAGAAACUUUUCUACCAAGUGCAAAUUACAAAAACUAUGUGAUUUUAUGUUGGUUUAACUCAAUUUACCUUUAUCUAAAAGAUUCUUUAAUGGAGGUAGCGCCCUUAGAAGAUGAUGUUUUUUGAAGGUAGUCAGUUUUUGAAGGUAUAACAAAAUAUACUGCUACCUACAUUAUCAGAAUUUGACUAACUACAGAAGUUUUCUAAAUCUUGGAAUAUUAUUCAAAAACAUUUACGAGGUGUUUAGAAAUCGGUGCCAAAAUAGGUUAUCUCGAAAAUUGUCUAACUCACUUCUUUCCAGUAUCAAUCUCAUUUUUUCUCAAUGCUAGAGGAUUCUACUUUAGAAAAUUGGGAGUUUUUAUAAAAACUUGAAAAAAAAAACUGAAAUUUGGCGCCACAUUAUGAAAACCUUUUAUGAAUUUUUUUGAUGAAUUCACAAAUAUUUGGGAAGAUUCAGGUGCUAUUUAGGGAAAUUCUGUUCAUUUUUGCCGGAAUUUUAAUUUCCAUAAACAUAUUUUAUCGUGUUUGUCAAAAGCUAUCAAAACUUUUGAAACAAUUGUAAUAAAAACUAAGUUUCUAAACAUCGGUGAAGUUUCAUUGAAAUUCAUCAUAGGUCUUAAAAAAGAAAUAAAAAGGGAACAUACCAUCUAGUAUCUGUAGUUUGCAUUUGGUGGCAGUCUAAUUAUAACUAUUUCUUUUGAAUCCGUUGUUUUUAGUAUUUUAGCAUGAGGUUUCCAUUAUUUUUAUUGUUCUGUAAUUACACAGACAUCGACAUUCACAAUUAUACUGUCUAGUUUUGUGGGAUGGAAGUUUCGACGAAUCAGACAGUCUAAUUGUGUGUGUUGGUGUAGAGAGUAGUGUUAGUAGUAUGAAUAACAUCAAUGGUUUCUGUAUUCAACUUCUCCCAUUUGUUUUAGCAGAUAAUUGAUUUUGUCUAGUAAAUUUUACCCAAACUUCCUCUUUGAUUUUUUCACAUGCUUUAUCUACUUUUCUUUUGUGAUUUUUAUAGCACACACUCCAUCCCUAUCAAUUCACAAAACACAAUGUUCUUCGUUACAAUUUAUUCAUUUUAAAACUUCCUAAGUGCUCUGGUCUCAUCCCAUUUGUCUAUAGCUUAAUAUGUGUUGAUCAUUUUACAAAUAGUUUUUGCAUUGGGAUUUAAAAAAAAUGUCAAAUUUUUCAAAUUCAAUAUAUAUAUAUUAUGAAGUUGCGGGUUGACUUUUUCACUGAACUAACCUUAAAUAAGUGCCAUAUAUUUAUAGUCAGUUUUUGCAUGAAACUAUUGUAAUUUAAAAAGGCAUUAAGAAGCAAGUAUUACCGUCAAUAUAUCUAGCAAAAUUCCAAAAGGCGUUAAUUGAUUUUCUAGGCACGAUUAAUUACGUAAUUAAAACACUGCUGAGGAUUUUUUUCAAAAUGUCGUAUGACCUGUUUGCACAUUUCGUUAAAGUUUUUCAUGAUAACACACUGUUCACAGAAUAUUAGUUUCAUAUCACAAGAUAUUCCCUCGCAUGUAGUGAAGAAUUUGAUUAAUCAUCAUUUUCCAAAAAAUCACAAAUUUAUGGUCAUUAAAUGAAAUCAUUAUUGUGCCACAUGUUUAUUCUGUGAAAUAAUAUAUAAUUUUAUCAUAGAUUCUUUUAUAGUUAAAAAAAUACCAAAUAUCACAUUGUGUGUACAGAGAUAAUUAUUUAUUAUACAGGGUAUUUCUAAAUUCAUGUUAAAAAUGCAGAUGAUAGGCUUUGGAAAAUUAUUAUUAUUAUAACGAAAUAUUUUCAUUUCAUCCUCUUGGAUAUAUUUCCUCAAAAUAAAGUUUUAAUUUUUUUCUAUUUAAAUAAUGAUUAAUUAUCAGUUUAUAUAUAGGAUUUAACGUUACACUGCCUUUGAGGCUUAUUUUUGUCAUCAAAACACUACAGUAUUUUAUAAGAAUUCCUGCUUCUAAAAGUUUCUCGAAAAAAAACAUUUUCUGUAUUGGCUUGUGAUAGCUGGAUAUUUCGUUAACUAAGGAUUUUUUUUGCUUCUCUCCUUCAGAAUCCUCAGUGUUUGCGAGACGAAAAUAUCUUGUUAUAAAGCCAGUGAGAAGAUGUAGUAUGUUUUCUUUCGCUCCAGGAAGAAUCCACCAGUAAUUAUAUUCCAGAAACUUUAUUAUAGGCUAUUUUUUUUAUGCUAUAAAAAGCUUCUUGCCAUUAAAAACUUUUCUGCUCCUAAGAAUAUUAAACUUGAUUUCCGAAUCUUGGGAAACUCAAAUUUUUAUUGUUAUUGCCUUAAUCAUUGAGCUUUUCACUGCAUUUUUGGAUUUCAUUUCUGAAGUUUCCGGGUAUUGACAACUGGUAUUUUUCCAAUAUUCCUGUUAUAAGGAGGUGAAAUUAGAAUCCCUUACUUCAACUACUAUCAAUUUUUUUCAUUCUCAUAAUAGAACUAAUACAAUCGAUAAAUCAUAAGAUGAUUUUGAUAAACUUAUUGAAUUGUAUUUUAUUUUCACUGAAUCUAUUAGCUCUAGGAUAAAGAUUAAGGGGUGUUUUGAAAUAAAUAGGCGUUUUAAGUGAUAUUAAAAAAUUUCAUUUAAUUUACAUUGAAGGAGAAAAAUUAAAACUCAUUUUCGUCCAUCACCAUUUAUGGGAAUUAACUCUUGAAUCUUUUUGCGUGAAUUUAUAAGCACCUUGUAUAUAUCAUGAAGUAUAUUGACUUUAAUCAGAGGUUGGGAUAAAAUAAUUUCAGUUUUUCAUGUGUUUCAAAGUGUAACCUUUUUAAUUUAAUUUUAAAAUACUAAUCAUGGAAUAAAAACUUGCUGCAUCAACUUUGUUUCACGUUCAACCCAAGUAUAGAGCCUUUUUCAUACUCAGUCUUAAAUAAAUCGUCCAAAAAAUUUUUAUGGUCGACUUUUAGUUCUGUAGUGAAGUGAUGAGUCGAAAUAUGUCGGUCUACCUCGAUUUUUUCAAAGAUUGACGACGUUUAUUGAUAUCAAAGAACACUGGAGUUCACUUAAGGACUAAUAUCCAUGUAAAAUUAUCGUGAAGCUAGUGCGGCAGUUUUUCCUUUUCGAAAAUAAACAAAAUGUGGCUUUUUGGAACCUUCAUUGUUAAAGCAGAUUAAUUUUUGCAUGAGUUACUUUGUACUCUAGAAUUUUCUAUAGUCUGCUGAACAUCCUAUCCUAUAUCAUUAAAUAAGUGUUAUUAAAGAUUUUUAACUCGAAUGCCAUGUGUUAAAACCGAAAUUAUUUUUCCCAAAUUAAUUAUUUUUGUGUUAUAUAAUAUGUGAUUAUAUGAGUCUCGUACCAUCCAAUCAUUUUUUGUAUAGAUUGAUUUUUUUGAGGAAAAUUUAAAUUUAAUUUCUGUAUUUGUAUAGCUGGUUGAUUCUAAGAAUAUGGAAAUACACAAUCACAAUUUAUAUUUGAUGAUGAUUGAAGUGAAAUGAGGAUUGAAUUUGAUGUGUACAAAAAAGUUUUACUUUAACAUUAUAAUUGAAAGUAUCUUAUAUAAAUGUAUUAAUUGCUUCACAUAGACGAUGAUUUUUAUAAGAAUUUGUAUAGACACUACUGCAUGAAAAUGUGUUGCAAUUUAUAUGGUGUGAAAAAAAUGCCUAAAAAUAGAAUUGUGUGUAAGAUUAAUAAUUUAUUUUAAAUACAAACAACUGUAUGAAAAUCAAACAAUAUUAAAAUUCAUUUUUAUGCACAUGUUUAUGGUAAUUGUGAUUAAUUGGGAAUUUUUAAUGUUACUCAGCCCAAGGGUAUGUUUAUGAAUCGACUAUAACUAGAUAUGGUUGGUGAGCUACGUCAUUCAACAUUUAUACAUACAACACGUUAUAAAGAAUGUCAGCAUUAAACUUGAUUAAGAAGUAAAAUCUUUUUACUCUAAACGAAUUAUGAAUCGGUCAUGGUUUCUUUUUAAUUCAUAUUAAAGUAACUACAUUAACAUGGAAUUGGACGUGGGACUGUUAUAUACUUUAUGUUGUAUAAUGGAUUAAUAAAGAAAUAAAAAUAACAUAAUAUAACAACAUAAAAAAUAAAAUGAAAAAUUAGAGUUUUUUCAAUUUUAUGGUAUAAGAAAACUUAUUCCGCGCAUAGCCAUAACGCUAUGUUUUGUUAGGGUGUUUAAGAACCCUAAAGUAAAAACAGAAAUAGAUGAUUGUAGAUAGUAGGAAAAAUUUCUGACCGUGUUCAUACAUCUCUUGCAAAAUAUGCAGAAAUCAGAAAAAUCCCUGAAAAACCAAAUAUGGUUCCUAUAGAACACCAUGGUUUUUUUCUCUUCCUUUUUUCUUUUUCUUUCUUCUUUCUUUUUGGAUGAGCCUAGCCUUAGUCAUUCUACUUCAUUAGAAAUAAUUAAAAGAAUUCCUUCUACCGCUAUGUAAUCAAAAAUUAGACAUGACAGCAAAAUGACAAAAUAUAAUUGUUUUCACAAUAGUGAAUACAGCUUAUUUUUGAGGCAACUAAUAUAACAUAUUCAUUGCUCAUUCAUGUCAUCCAGUUUUCCAAUAAUUUACUUUUACUUGAAUAUUUUUUUGUUGUAGGCAUACAUAACAUCUCCUAAUUCUUGUUUUGUUCAUUGUACAGCUUAGAUGUCGUUUUAUGAAAACUUAAUCAAAUGAUUGAUGCCGCCUCCGAAGAUCUGUACAAGAUGUAUUUGUUCCUCUAAUAUAAAGCAUAGUGUGAAAAAUAGACAGUGGCCAUCGGUUUUUUCUUUUAUUAAAGGUGUCCACAUCACUUUUCUAGAGAAGCCAGGUUUGUUUUAUUUUGAGAGGAAUUCUUGUAGUUCCAACUUGUAUUUGCUCAAUCUUGUUAUAUUGUUUGUUAUUGUUAUAUUCCUGUUUGUUUUCACUAUUUGCCUACAAGUACAUAGCAAUGACUGAGUAGGUAUUUGUAGCUUUUUUAUCUCGUCCACUGUUUUUGCCACUGUAUAUAUAAAGAAUUGUAUAAGUAUUUCAAUUGUGCACCUGUGAAACACAUUCAAGCAACAUUGACUACGUUUCCUUCCUUUGGAUGCUGUCAAAAUGUCAAACAUUGUAGUAUUUUCUCCUAUGCAAUAAACUUCCUGGGAGUUCUUAUAAACUUAUGUGAAUAAUUCAGUCGUAGCAGGAUCUUUUUUAUUUCCUUGGAAGUUUUAUUAUUAAAUAGAGCUGUAAAAAAAGUCUUGUAAUUGUUUGUGUCAAAAAGUGAUUCGAGUUAUGUUUUAGUUCUGAUCUGUCAAUCUACUUCCGUAAGUACCAAUGAGGGUGUUAUAUUUUAUUAUUGUUUGAAUCAUUGUGUCACAAUGCACAACAGCCGCCAUAUUUCCAGAGGAUUUGGUGAAGCUCCCAGAUUCCUAGCUUCAUUCGGAAUCUAGGUAGAUGCAUUACAAGGUUGUUUGCACGUAUUUUUGAACUAUUUAUAACGAUUCUUACUAUAAUGUUGACAUUGUAUGAUUUCUAGAAGGUAACUGAUUUAAGUCUCACGCAUUGUCCUUGCCCUUGACAUUGUCCAUUAAUUUUCUAGUGAUUAUUUCCUCGAAUAACUAAGUUAGAAUUUCUGGAACCGGUGCUGAUAUUCAUACUGAACAUACUGUUACCAUUACACCAACAACACACACAGUCUGACGCGUUUCUAUUACCAAAUGAUUGUCUUCAGAGACAAUAAACAGUUUACCUUCAGUUUUUAAAGAUUAUAACUUGUUUAUGGAAACGGGUGUAAGACAGUGUAAUUGUGAGUGUUGGUGUGUAGUGUAAAUAUAGUGCCCAGUAUUUUUUUUCAACUGGUCCUAACAAUUUGCCUGUGUGAAUCACCCCUAAAUUUUUAACCACGUGAUCGAGUAUGUAAGCCAUAUGAUGUGAAAUAAAAAAUAUCAUGAAUAUUAUCGAGAACUGAUCAGCAUUGUGCGAAAGAGAUAAUUUUAAGGACGUGUUGGAAGGGAUAAGACGAUAGGCCAAUCAUCUAUUGUUCUCUUUCUAAAUUCAGUUGGAUCAAUAUGUCUAACCUAACCUAACCUAACCUUUAUAGUUAACCACAACUUUCCGGGUUAUUAUAAAUAAUGAUCUACAAUUUUAUUAAUAAUUUCCAAUUAAUCACACUUGAUGUAUGAUAUAGUAAAAAAAUUAUUGAAAAAAAAUUAUAUAAUUUCAUAGGCGACGCCUCUAAACUUGAUGAUAGAUAUAUUUACAAAUUCCUAACUUGAUAAUAAUAAUAGAAAUUGCAAGGAUAAUUUGGGAAUUUAUAUAAUUGUGGAAAAAGUUUUAAAUCUAAGAGUAAUUUUUUAAUUUUUGUUGUGUGGGAAUCUAUCUGUUAGUUAAAACUGUGGUGAGUGUAGUUCAACAUACAAUUUAACAAAAUUGUCGGGUGAAUAUAUUAAGGACAUUAUGUGUUUAAUUUAAGUUUUUAUCUUAGUCAUGAGAAAGCAUCAGCCUAUUUUGGUUGGAGUGUUUCCACGAAAUAUUUAGAUUUAAAAGUAUACGUAAAGUGGUGAGCUCUAUGGACAUAUCUCAAAAGAAUGUCUCACAUUCUUCUACUCUAAAAUUUUAUAAGUGUUUAUUGUUGUGAGAAUGCUUAGCAAUAUAAAAAUUAAAUGCACUGUUUAACCAUAACGUUAAGUCUACUACGUAAUGUCUGUCUACAUUUUUCGAAAAAAAAAAGUAGUGCUAUUAGCAGCUUGUAAACAUUGUUGAUUUGUUUUGUUUUAAUCAUCCAAUAAAAACUUUUGGCAUGACUCAUAAUAUUUUUUCAAUCUAUUCACGGAGCUCCUUCCGUACAUUAGUUUUUCGAAAAUUUGAUAUAAAUCGUAUUAUAUAUAAAUAGUAGAAAAUAGUGUAUAUCUAGGGGUGAAGGAGGCAUAAUUUAUUUCACGUUUUUGAAAGUUUUGUUGGUUACGUUAAACUGAAAAUCUGCUAUAUUGAUUUUUAUUGUAAAAAAUUCAAAAUUAGGCCUGUUACAAUAUAUACGAGGGUAAGCCAUGUCUUAUUUACAGUCUAUAAUAUAGAAAAUUAAGGUGCAAUUUCAUAGUGACGCUCGACGCUGGCUUAGAGCCUCAAAUGAGUUCGCGUGGUAUAAUUUCGACUGAGGCGCCAUCUUAAAUUAUGGUCAAAUAUAAGAGCGUCAACCUUCAAAACGCUAAAAACACUAAAAUAUACCACCUCUAUCAAUAGAUAAUUCAUUCAAUAAUUGCUUUAUUAAAUUCUUAUUAUAAUUAGGUGAAUUAUUCUGAUCGAUGAUUAUAUCUUACAUCGUUAAAGUUAUCAAUAAAAUACUAUAAUAUAUUUACAUUACUCUUUUUCAGUACACUAGGAGCUAAUAGCUGAUAAUAUGGGUCAAGUUUUUUGCUACAAAACCCUAUUUAAAAAAGCUAAAUGAUGUUCAGCUGUGACGCUCCAUCUGAGGCAGCGUCGAGCGACAACAUGAAAUUGUACCUUUAGCAAUAACUGGAAAUGGAUCAUAGUAUUGUUAAUAUUUAUUUAAAAAAAAGCUGCAGUUAUAUUCUACACAUAUGAAAUUAUGUGUAAAGAAUAAGGAUACUUGUUGCCCGUGCUUCUUUGUGAAUUGUAUUCCUUUUUAACCAAUAAUAUUUUGUCACCAUUCAAUAACUAAUGCUUAUGAUCAAAAUUCUUGCCGUUUUAUCUUUUAAACGUACAAGAAAUUCGUAAUACGAGCGAUAUGAUUCCCAAAACAAGUUUUUUACUGUUUCAUAGUUUUCCUGACAUGCUGGCUCUUUGGUAUAAGUAUUAUAAUUAACGUUUGCGGACGUUUUCAUUAGCUUGUCGCAGUUAUUUUCUAACAAUCGUUUCUGGCAAGUUUAAAUAUUUUUUUUUUAUUAUAAAUAAUGGUGUACCUAAAUUAAAACAAUUGCCUUUCUGUAUAUCAACUAACAAUACGAGUAAAUAACAUCACAUACAAAAUUGUCUUGUCUGUGAUAUUUGAUAAGAAAGUUCAAAAUGAUUCUGAUUUUCUCUCUAAUUAGAAUUGACGACAUAACUACUCAUUGUAUUUGUGUAAUUUUUAUUUAUACGUUGAUUAUAUUCACUUUGAAAUUUUUUAGAUUAAAACAAUCAAGAAAAUUUAAUUGAUUUCUUUAUCAUAAGAUUUGAUUGAAAAAAAUGAGAAUGCCAAUAUUUUUAAUGGAUUUACGUUAGAUAAAAGUCAUGAAAAAUUAAUACCCGAAAGGUUGAAAAAAUGAUUAUUAAAUCAAUGUUUAUGUAUUUCUUUCUAUUUCUAAAUAGUCGCAAAGGUAAUGUAGUUGUUAGGUAAACACAUAAAUGUAUUAAAUUAAAUUGUACAAUAAAGGUUAUACUCUUUUCUAAA